AUGUAUCUUGCUUGUGAGAGGAGUGGCCAAUAUAGAGCAACAAAGAAGUUAAAACAUGAUGGCAACAAUACAUCAAGAAUAACCGGUACGAAGAAGUGUGGUUGUCCUUUUGAUAUGAGGGCUCACAGGUUUACCACAUAUGAUGAAUGGACAUUGACUGUAGUAUGCGGAUUGCAUAAUCAUCCACCUGCGGAGCACCUCGAGGGACAUUCAUAUGCGGGGAGGCUAUCAAAGGAUGAGAAAGCAUUGUUAAUGGAUAUGUCCAAGAGCAUCGUUCGGCCAAAAGAAAUCCUAGUAACCUUGAAACAGCGAGAUGCCCUCAAUGUAAGCACACUUAAAACCAUUUACAAUGUACGCCAUCGAAACAGGGUGGUACAGAGAGCUGGAAGAUCACAGAUGCAACACUUAUUGGGUGAAUUGGCCAAGUAUAAUUACAUUGAGCGCCAUCGGUCUGAAGAGUCCACGAUGACUGUGAUUGACUUGUUUUGGGCACAUCCUACCAGUUUGAAUUUGUUACGUGCAUUUCCAAAAUAUGAGAAGGAGGAUAACUAUACAUGGACACUUGGUCUUUUGCGUAAUGUCAUGGAUGAAAAUACUCUUCCUUCUAUUAUUGUCACAGAUAGAGAAUUGGCCCUUAUGAAUGCCAUAUGUAUGGUGUUUCCUGCAACUGAGAAUUUGUUGUGUAGAUGGCAUAUUGGAAAAAAUGUGCUUGCUAAUUGCAAAAAAGAUGUUUGA
Camellia sinensis is the source of this 735-nucleotide messenger RNA. Lineage: Eukaryota; Viridiplantae; Streptophyta; Magnoliopsida; Ericales; Theaceae. The record is from RefSeq and is a predicted model, not a curated record.